AACACGCGAUCGACACGUCAUUCAAGGCAAGUGGGCGGCGUGGCGUCAAAUGAAUGAAGUGGCGGCGACGGAGCACGAGUCUUUACGGGGCACCGAGUGGAAUGAAGUGAUGCUGUGACGCGGAUUUUCUUUUGUUACAGGAAAAAUAUUCGGAUACUGAUAAAGAGAAAUCACUUAACGUCUUUAGAGUAGAAUGGCACGAGGAGAGGGCGCGGAGCAGUACGCGGCGAGUUUACUAUCAGUUAAACCUAUAAACACAGAGAUCAAGACAGUAAAGUCAAAGGACCAGAGAAAACAUCUGUCUGUGUGCAGCAAACUCUGCUAUGCCAUUGGUGGGGCUCCAUACCAGAUCACAGGCAGCACUCUGGGGUUCUUCCUCCAGAUCUACCUGCUAGAUGUGACUCAGCUGGAUCCCUUCUACGCCUCCAUCAUUCUGUUUGUGGGCCGGGCAUGGGACGCUAUCACAGACCCAGCAGUGGGUUUCCUGGUGAGCCGGAGCAGAUGGACCAGGAUUGGCCACAUGAUGCCCUGGAUCCUUUUCUCUACUCCAUUUGCAGUGCUGACUUACUGCCUAAUCUGGUAUGUGCCGCCUUUUGAGCAGGGGAAGGUCGUCUGGUUUCUGAUCUUUUAUUGCCUCUUCCAGUCAAUGCAGACGUGCUUCCAUGUGCCAUAUUCUGCCCUCACUAUGUUCAUAAGCAGUGACCAGAAGGAGAGGGAUUCUGCCACUGCCUAUCGUAUGACGGUGGAGGUGCUAGGCAUGGUGCUAGGCACAGCAAUUCAGGGACAGAUCGUGGGUGGCACCUCAGACUGUCCCACUGAGCCUGAUGUCCCCGACAGCAGAAACUCAUCCCAAGUCAACUCAACCAGCUUUUCACUGGAGAAAACAAAACAAGCUUACCUGAUUGCUUCAGGGGUCAUCUCCAUCAUCUACAUCCUCUGUGCUGCCGUCUUGUUUUUUGGUGUGAAGGAGCGAAAAGAGAACAGAAAAAACGCAUCUGAGUCGCUCACCUUCUGUCAGGGCCUGCGGCUAGUGAUGAGUCAUGGACCAUAUGUCAAACUGGUCAUCGGCUUCCUCUUCACCUCUCUGGCCUUCAUGCUGCUGGAGGGAAACUUUGCCCUUUUCAUAACCUACUCUCUUGGCCAUAGGAAUGACUUCCAGAAUAUUCUCUUGGUCAUCAUGCUGUCUGGAAGUCUAACCAUCCCAUGGUGGCAGUGGUUUUUGACCAGGUUUGGGAAGAAAGCAGCAGUUUACUGCGGCAUCUUGUGGGCAGUACCAUUCAUGAUCCUGAUUGUCUGCACUAAGAGCAACCUGGUCAUUUCAUACCUGGUCGCAGUGGCAGCAGGUGUGAGUGUGGCGGCAAGUUUCCUCUUGCCCUGGUCAAUGCUUCCUGAUGUAGUAGAUGACUUCAGGAUCAAGAAUCCAGGCGUACACGGUCAUGAAGCCCUGUUCUACUCCUUCUAUGUGUUCUUCAGCAAGUUUGCCUCUGGAAUAUCCUUGGGUAUUUCUACCCUCAGUUUGAAAUUUGCUGGCUACGUGACCGGGAGCUGCUCGCAACCCAAGGAGGUCAGUUCAACCUUGAAUGUGCUGGUCUCUCCCGUGCCCGUGUGUCUUAUUGCUGUGGGACUGUUGAUAUUGAAGACCUACCCAAUUGAUGAAAAAAGGAGGCAGAGCAACCGCAAACUACUGCAAAAAAUCCUGGACUCUGAUUCUGAUUCUGAAACUUCAGCAUUUGGGAGUCAAGUUUAGUGACGGAGGACAGGCCGACUGCCACUGCUGCUGUUUGCAUGUGUUGUCAUGGGGCAAUGACCAGCAACUGUGUGAACUAACUGAGGAGGAACCACAGACCGCCGCUGCUGCCCAAACAUCCACAUUACAGGCUCCCCACCAGUGGAUCACACAGGUUUACACCUCCCUCUAGUGACCAGCCAGCAUCAUUGUGUCUGUGUCUGUCUAUUUACUGUUGUCCUUCUUCUACAGUUGUGUCCCAAUCAAACCGCAUCUUAUUAUUUUACCAGUUAGUGUAGAGCCGAUGUCUGUUUUUCUUGCUUUCACUUCAUAGUAUGCUUCAUUAUUUUGUGUGGUUUUCUUUUGAUAUCUAUACUUUAACCUACAUGAGUAUUAUCAACCAUUGAACAAGUAAAAUCUGAUCACUCCAUCUUAAUGAGGAUAAAAUACAUUCUUGUUGGGAUUCAGCACCUACAGGUUCUAGUAUAUGUGACUAAGACUCAUGGGAGCUGUAGUCAGUUUUACUCAACAAAGAGAAAUCAAACUAUUUUUCCAAAAAUGCAUUUGUUUCCUCACAUGUUUGUGGAGUUGUCUACACUUUGUUUUACCUGUCCAGUUGUAUGCAGUUCCGGUGUGCAUUACUUUGCAGGACAGCAGUACUCACUGACUUCCGUUUUGUUACUCCUAACUGGGACACAGCUUGUGACUUUUUGUUCAUAAAGUAUUUAUUUGCCGCUUGAUGAAAUCAGACCUCUACUCACAAAGCAAGCUCGAGUGUGAUGUUUCCUUUAAGUUGGACAUGUCUGAGUGAACAUGUCAGACUUUCCAUUCAGAGUGCUCUCAUAAGCUUGUAGUAUGAGCCCUUAUUUAUAAAGGGCUUACUUAGACCACUCAUCUGAGUUGUGUGGAGCUGUGAUACAAUUUCUACCUUUAUUUGUAUCUUGUUUUCUAUAGAUCAUUCAUAAAGGCAAAUAUUUGAAGUGUACCUGAAUCUUCUGAAGGCGCUUCAUGGUAUGAUGUACUGUACGGAGGUUCUCUGAAUCACUGCCUUACACACACACACACACACACACACGCACACAGUUGCAAUACGAUUGUUUCUUUUUGCUACUGAGAAUGUUUCCUUCACACCUCUUUGUGCUUUAACAUUUUAACCAAUCUCUGUCAGGUUUAAUAGAUGUUUCAAAAUGUGCUUUUACAUUGAAGUCACUUAGCAUCUUCUCACUUUCCAAGGGAGGAAGAUGCUUUAACUAUUUAUUUAAACCGUGUAAGGGAUUAUAAUUUUUUUUAUGUGUAUAUAAUAAUUUAUUAAGUGUUCUGGGGAAAGAUAUUUGAAAAUAUCACAACCUGCUGCAAUGUGAAUAAAUGAGCUGUCUUUGCAGUAUUGUAACUGCCAGAAACAGCAACACAGUUGCAAGUUAUUCAGGAGACUUUUGUCCUCUCAUUCAAUGACAUGAUUCAACUUAAAUGACCACAGUCUCCUGGCUAACACAUUGGGUUAUAGAGAUUUGAAAAAAGAUCUCUAAAUCUUUAUGUAUUCCUGCAUCGUUUAAUGAACUUGUAUUAAACGAACUGAAGGAAGCAUGUCGCACAUCUCCUUGGUGCUCAUAGUCUGCAGUAUGUAUAAAUUGUAAAUACUUUUUAUAAGAUGGACCUUGAACUAUAUAUAUAUAUAGAUUGGUGACAAUGUGCUAUACAUUUGAAGUCUGUGAAUAAAAGUUUGUUAAAA
Messenger RNA from Monopterus albus (swamp eel), 3455 nucleotides. Its product is annotated as sodium-dependent lysophosphatidylcholine symporter 1-B-like. The transcript has 14 exons. Gene Ontology annotation, molecular function: lysophospholipid:sodium symporter activity; fatty acid transmembrane transporter activity. Gene Ontology annotation, cellular component: plasma membrane. The coding region runs from base 194 to 1747 and encodes 517 amino acids. The record is from RefSeq and is a predicted model, not a curated record. Lineage: Eukaryota; Metazoa; Chordata; Actinopteri; Synbranchiformes; Synbranchidae. Gene Ontology annotation, biological process: lipid transport across blood-brain barrier; lysophospholipid translocation; carbohydrate transport.